Messenger RNA from Erigeron canadensis, 798 nucleotides. RefSeq names its product 26.5 kDa heat shock protein, mitochondrial. The coding region runs from base 58 to 705 and encodes 215 amino acids. The transcript has 2 exons. NCBI's taxonomy places the organism in Eukaryota, Viridiplantae, Streptophyta, Magnoliopsida, Asterales, Asteraceae. The record is from RefSeq and is a predicted model, not a curated record. Gene Ontology annotation, biological process: response to heat.
UACAUAUAUAGUGAAUAUAUAUCAUAAUUAAGCAUAUAUUGCUAAUAUCAAACAAAAAUGACCAUGUCACGUUUGAUCCUCAAAAAACUCACUCAAACUCAUAUGAUGUCACCUCUUCCAUGCUCUUCUCAGCUCAUUUACCGUUUCUCCUCGGCCACCGAUCACCAUGAAAAGCCAGACACAAAAGAGGUUACGAUUUCUGAUUCGUUAAAGAAGUCCGAACUCUCUUCUCCAAGAAAGCGAAAUCGGAAUAGAUCACUUUGGUGGAAAAACAACUAUGAAAAUUUCCCAUUUCAUCCUCUAUCAGGAAUUGGGAAUGCGGUCGUGGAAGCGGCGGCAAACAUGAAUAGACUAGUCGAAAAACUAUCUCCAACUCAUUUGAUACGAAAAUUCAAAGAGAAAGACGAAAUGUAUAGCAUAAAGUAUCAAAUGCCAGGGUUGACAAAAGAUGAUGUAAAAAUUACGGUUGAAGAUGGCGUAUUAUGCAUUAGAGGACAACAUCGUGAAGAGGAAGAAGGAAAAGGUUCAGACGACGAUGAGUUUUGGUCCGUGGCGAGCUAUGGCUACUACAACACUAGUUUGAUGCUACCGGAAGAUGCGAAAGUGGAGGAUAUCAAGGCCGAGAUGAAAGAUGGAAUGUUGCAUGUUGUGAUACCGAAAGAUAAGACCAAGAAGAAGCAUAUCAAGGAGGUUCAUGUUGACUAGCUAGCUAAUAUCUUAAUUAGAUUAUACGUUGAUAUGAUGUUGAGUGUUAUUAUAAUGAAGGGAUCGGUAUGUUGUCCAAAGUAAGUAUCAAAU